CAGUUCCGUUUUAGAAUGGCAUCUGUCUCAGCGCUAACAGAGGAAUUGGAAUCUGUAACCAAUGAGCUCCAUGCAAUUGACAUCCAACUUCAAGAACUUACAGAGAGGCAGCAAGAGCUCCUUCAGAAAAAGUCAGUCCUGACGAAAAAAAUCAAGCAGUGCUUGGAGGGCUCAGACGCCGAGGAGGGCAGUGACUGUGACUCUUCACCGGCCCAGUGGAACAGAGAAGAUUUCCCAUGGUCUGGGAAGGUUCAAGAUGUGCUGCAAAAUGUUUUUAAACUGCAGAAGUUCAGACCCCUGCAGCUGGAAACCGUCAAUGUCACCAUGGCUAAAAAGGACAUCUUUCUGGUCAUGCCCACAGGAGGUGGGAAGAGCCUGUGCUACCAGCUGCCAGCGCUGUGCUCAGAUGGUUUUACACUUGUGAUUUGCCCACUCAUCUCUCUCAUGGAAGAUCAGCUGAUGGUUUUAAAGCAGUUGGGAAUUUCAGCUACGGCGUUGAAUGCCUCUAGCUCUAAGGAACAUGUGAAAUGGGUUCACGCUGAGAUGCUGAAUAGAAACUCCCAGUUAAAGCUGAUUUAUGUGACUCCAGAGAAAAUCGCAAAAAGCAAGAUGUUCAUGUCAAGGCUGGAGAAAGCAUAUGAAGCUGGGAGGCUGACCCGGAUAGCAGUGGAUGAAGUGCAUUGCUGCAGCCAGUGGGGACAUGAUUUCAGGCCUGAUUAUAAGGCACUUGGCAUCUUGAAGCGCCAGUUUCCCAACACCUCACUGAUUGGGCUGACCGCAACAGCAACUAACCCUGUUUUGAAGGAUGCACAGAAAAUCUUGUGUGUGGAAAAGUGUUUGACUUUUACAGCAUCUUUCAACCGACCAAAUCUUUAUUAUGAGGUUCGGCAAAAGCCCCCGAAUGCCGAAGACUUUAUUGAGGACAUUGUAAAGCUCAUUAGUAGACGAUACAAAGGGCAAUCAGGGAUAAUAUACUGUUUUUCUCAGAAAGACUCUGAACAAGUUACCAUUAGUUUACAAAAACUGGGAAUUCGUGCAGGCACUUACCAUGCCAAUAUGGAACCAGAAGAUAAGACCAAGGUUCAUACACUGUGGUCAGCCAAUGAGCUUCAGGUGGUAGUGGCUACAGUUGCAUUUGGCAUGGGAAUUGAUAAGCCAGAUGUGAGGUUUGUCAUCCAUCAUUCAAUGAGCAAAUCCAUGGAGAAUUACUACCAGGAGAGUGGGCGUGCAGGUCGCGAUGACUCGAGAGCAGACUGUAUUCUGUAUUAUGGCUUUGGAGACAUAUUCAGGAUCAGCUCGAUGGUGGUCAUGGAGAAUGUAGGACAGCAGAAGUUGUAUGAGAUGGUGUCAUACUGCCAGAAUAUAAGCAAGUGUCGUCGUGUGUUAAUAGCACAACAUUUUGAUGAAGUGUGGAAUGCAGACGCCUGUGACAAAAUGUGUGACAACUGCUGCAAAGACAUUUUGUUUGAGAAGAAGAAUGUAACGCAGCACUGCAGAGACCUGGUCAGGAUCCUGAAGCAGGCAGAGGCACUGAACGAAAAGCUCACCCCGCUGAAGCUCAUAGAUGCCUGGAUGGGGAAGGGAGCAGCCAAGUUGAGAGUGGCUGGUAUUGUUGCUCCCCUGCUUCCCCGAGAAGACCUGGAGAAGAUCAUUGCACACGCUCUCCUGCAGCAGUAUCUCAAAGAAGACUACAGUUUCACAGCGUACGCUACCAUCUCGUAUCUGAAAGUCGGAUCCAGAGCUAGUCUUCUGAGCAACGAAGCCCAUGCUGUCACUUUGCAAGUGGCGAGGCCCACACAGAGCAGCAUCUUGGCUGCAUCGUCUGAAGCUCGUCAGCUGGAACAUGCAGAUGCGAAAGGGGAAGAAAGAAGUUCAGGUAACUUCCAGAAGUCUACAAAAAGGCUCCAGCCAUCUGGUUCUAAGAACACAGGAGCUAAGAAAAGAAAACUUGAUGAUGCCUGAGUGAUACCUAGUCUUGCACAAAAUAACUGUUUAUAUAUGUUCAUGUCUGGUUCACUUUUAUAGUUAAUCAAGUGUUUAAUUUUUGAAACAGUUUUAUAUUUUAUACAUAUAAAGCUUUAUUCUCGGAGCUUAUCUGAAGAUGGGAGUAUUCAGGAGCAUUUGAAAAUU
Messenger RNA from Phodopus roborovskii (desert hamster), 2130 nucleotides. RefSeq names its product RecQ like helicase (gene Recql). The record is from RefSeq and is a predicted model, not a curated record. Gene Ontology annotation, molecular function: 3'-5' DNA helicase activity; nucleic acid binding; ATP binding. Bases 16 to 1962 code for a protein of 648 amino acids. Gene Ontology annotation, biological process: double-strand break repair via homologous recombination. The transcript is spliced from 14 exons. NCBI's taxonomy places the organism in Eukaryota, Metazoa, Chordata, Mammalia, Rodentia, Cricetidae. Gene Ontology annotation, cellular component: cytoplasm; chromosome.